AUAAACGUCUUCUACCUGUCGUCAUUGAUUCACUGAUUCUCCCUACGUUAUUUUUCUCAAACAUAGCGUGUCUUCAAAAAGCUUAAAGCCAAUGAUAGGAAUUGUCGUCGUCUUUGAUUUUGGUACAGAUGGCUGGCGUGCUCCUAAAUUUGAUGGGGGAUGGAGUCUUCGAUUUGCUGUGGGUGUUUGUCUUGAUUCAUAACUUGGUUGCGAUCAGUCGGCUCAGAUGGCUGGCGUGAUCCUCAAUUUGGUGAGGGAUGGAGUCUUCGAUUUGCGCUUAAAGCCAAUGACAGGAACUGCCGUCGUCUUCGAUUUUGGUACAGAUGGCUGGCAUGCUCCUCAAUUUGUUAGGAGAUGGAGUCUUCGAUUUGCGCUUAAAGCCAAUGACAGGAACUGCCGUCGUCUUCGAUUUUGGUACAGAUGGCUGGCAUGCUCCUUAAUUUGUUAGGGGAUGGAGUCUUCGAUUUGCUGUGGGUGUUUGGCCUGAUUCAUAGCUUGGUUGCGAUCAGUCGGCUCAGUUUGAUGGUGGUCAAGGGAGCACUUAUAUCAGCUGCUAUGCCUGGAAACCAACCACAAGUUCAUAAUAUUAUAUCCACACUAGGAGAAGAAAAAUUACAUGUACUGUCUCGAGCCUUUCGGCCACGAAUCUGAAAAACUUCUCCUAAACGUACUCAGAAUGCAAUAUGGGAAAGUGAAUAUAUGUUCUAUACUGUUUGGACUUUGGAGUUCUAAAAGUAAGUAUUGACUUUCCUCCACCGAAAUUUGAAUUGAUUAUCGAACUUAUUUGUUAAUUCAACUUUAACAUGUAUACCAUGUUACCAUCAUAUUUUAAAGAUUAACACAAUUCUUGGUUCAGCGACAUGUCCAUGCCAACAAUAUUGCGAAAGGUAAAUACUCAAACCCACAAGUGUACUUUGUUUAUGUAAAAAAAAAAAAGGAUGAGGUUACUUAUAGGGUUUAUGCAGUUUGGAUGUCAAGCCUAUAGAUCUUUGAGAAGUUGAAAUCCACAAAAUCUUGAAUUGAGGCUGAGAAGGUAAUAUCUGAACAGGGAUAAUCUUUCGAAAAGUCAAUAAAAUAUACCCGAUGUAUAAAAAAAGGAUCUAUUUUGACAUGAAAUGGAGAUAACCAUAUAUCUUUGACUUAUAUUUAUGAGAUAAUAAAAUAUGGGAAAAAAACACCCAUUUCAUUUCAAUUUCAUGCAAUUGUGUUUUUCUUUCCUCUUUUCCUUAACUUCUUGCUUAUGAUUUUUUUUUGUUUUGUGGUCAAAGUUCUUGGAUCAUACUAUAAAGGUUUAUUGCUCUUCUUCUGUCAUUCAAACUAACAGUGCCAUAGUUUUGUACGAUCAGCCCCCUGAUUUUUUUCGUCCUACUUCACUUGAAGAAAAGCAUAAGGUAAAUCAAUAAUAUUGUCUCCUAUUUCUUAGCUCUGAUACUUGAAUGUGGACAAGAAUAGUAAAAUGAGGCUCAAUUUGUAACUGUUUUGCAUAUUAGAGAAACAGCUCAGUUAGCCUGCCUCAUGUUCAUGAUUGUGUUAGCGAUGGUAAUACUACUGAUUAAAUAGAUUUGUAGUUUCUUUUUGGUUACAAUUCAUUUUGAUCUUUCUGAUAGUAUGUUGUGCAUUCACUGCCCUUCUCCCGACCUCUUUCACCCAGAAGGAACCAUUGGAUUGGACAACCAUGUUUUUGAUGAAACUUUAUUUAUCACCCAAGUUGGUGCAGAUGUUCUAUUAAAGCCAAAUCGGCCAUCGGUUAUUGUUAGCAAUGUAAGUUGGUGAAUCUCAUCUAUUUAUUGAUUUGCUUUUCUUUAACAAUGAAUGCUUACAUAACUUUGACCGGCCAAUGCAAAUUUAAAUCUGUCUUUUCUACAAAGAGUUGACUUUCUUGAUGGUUGUUCAAUGCCAACUCCUUUCAACAGGAUAUUUUCCCUUCUUGGCCGGGUUGAGUUGUUCUUGAGUUUUGAACAAUAUUUCUCUCCUUUCUCAGCGAAGGCAGGAUCUAUUCUCUUUUCAUAUAUCAAAUUGUGGGGGAUCUAUGGAUGAAUGUGUAUGGCAUUGUGGUUUAACCCUGUGCUCAGUAUGAUGAGAUAGUCCCUGUUAAAAUACCUGAAGUUUGUUUAAUCCUAGGAUUUUUUUCUACAUCAUGCCCUAAAUAUCAGGUUGGGUCAUAUCUCAGAAAGUGCGGUCAUCAUUCAGCUUUUACGGCACCAAUAGAACUUAUAGAUAUUAAUUUAUCUGAUCACAAAUUGAAGGAGCGAUAGAAGGUGUUAGAGUAAGGGAUCUGGCACUCUGUCAGGUACGAUGUAUCAAUAGAAGAAUAUGGGACAAUUACUUUUGCUUGAAGAGGCGGUGGAACCCUAAUACCUUUAUCUGUAAGGUUUAAUGUGUGCAUUUUCUAUCAUUUACAACAUGUACAUUGGGUUUUGAUAAUAUUAAUUUCUUGAUGUAACUUUUAGACUAUUGUGACAGUAUGGUGUUCACCUUUGACAAUUUUUAAAUAUGAAAUACAGAUAGAGGCAUA
Molecule: messenger RNA, 2515 nt
Organism: Tripterygium wilfordii
Lineage: Eukaryota; Viridiplantae; Streptophyta; Magnoliopsida; Celastrales; Celastraceae
Product: UDP-glycosyltransferase TURAN-like
Exons: 4
Coding region: 421-651 (76 amino acids)
Source: RefSeq, a predicted model, not a curated record